GAAGUUACAAAACAAAAGGGGAGCUUUUUGUUGUUCUUUUUCUUUCAUAACGUUUAAAUAAAAACAUAAAACCAAAGCUAUAAUGAACAUAUAUAAUCUUAUAAGUUAGCCAACGGUCGGUCCAUUGCCAAGCUAAAGCUCCAUCUCCCCAUAAGAAAUAAAACAAACAAAUUAAAGAAACGUAGAAGGAAAGUGGAGUAAAAAGAUAGGCAUCUUUUUCAGAUGUCAAUGUAGUACUUGCUUGAUUAUAAAGUUAACGAUUUAAAAUCUAUAGCAGCUAUAUGUGCACGUAUCAUGUAUACACAUCCGUGUAUAAAUACGGAUCACAUGAACUCGCAUGAACUCAAAAAGGGAUGAACCCUUUGUUUUACUUCCUUCUUGGCUUAACCGCUAUUUUGGCAGCGACCGCAAACGCUGGCGGACCAGUUCUCGACACUGAUGGUGAUUUCAUACUCGACGGCGGCAGUUAUUACGUUCUCCCCAUCUUCUCCGGUGGCGGUUUAACUCUCACCCCCCGUGGUGGCAACCAAUGUCCCCUCCAUAUCGGACAAGAAUAUUCAGAUGUCAAUAAGGGUAUUCCUGUAAAAUUCUCAAACUGUAGAUCUAAAUUUGGAUUCGUUCUCGAGUUUGUUAACCUCAACAUCGAGAUGGAUGUCAAAGCUACGAUAUGUUUUCAGUCAACCUAUUGGUGGGUCGAUGAGUGCGACAUGGCCAUUAAGAAGUUCUUCAUAAUGUCUGGUCCUAAGCCAAAACCUGGAGAAGAUUCAUCGAAGAGUUUCUUCCAGAUCAAGAAAACUAAAUAUUUUCAUAACGGCUACACCAUUGCGUUUUGUCCAAACGAUAACGAUUGCAUCGAUGUUGGGAUAUUUGUGGAUGAAUAUGGCGUUUGGCGUUUGGCUUUAAGCCCUACGCCAUUCCCGGUUAUGUUCGUGAAAGCUAUUGGAACAGAGACUUCGUCCAAGACUAUGUAUGAGAGAAAUUAAACUAAAGACUACAAAAUUAAGUAGAUAUGCAAAUACAAAAUUAAGUAGAUAUAUUUGUGAUCACUUUUUUGUUUUGUUCAUCAAUCAUUAUAUAUGGAAUAAAACAUUUUUCAUCUGUUUCGUUU
This is a messenger RNA of Brassica napus (rape), 1108 nucleotides long. Its product is annotated as kunitz trypsin inhibitor 4-like. The record is from RefSeq and is a predicted model, not a curated record. Gene Ontology annotation, molecular function: endopeptidase inhibitor activity. Bases 354 to 983 code for a protein of 209 amino acids. The transcript has a single exon. NCBI's taxonomy places the organism in Eukaryota, Viridiplantae, Streptophyta, Magnoliopsida, Brassicales, Brassicaceae.